CAAAUUAACUACACGUCAAACAAAAAUCCGAGAAAUGCUUGGUUGAUGAUGUGUUUUUCGGUCGUUUAAUCGAAAAAUAAAUUAACUUAAUGAAACUUUUAUUAUGUCGGUACAUCGUUGUUGACCUAAACUAAGACAGGAACAUGAAUUUCAAUGCUUCAAGAAAUGUGGCUGCGGGCGGGCCUCGCAAACCCAAGCGUGUGAGCGAUGUGACAGCAAUGGGAGCCCCCACUCCUGCACCAUCAUUUGGCCCGACACCUGCUUACAACCCAGCAUAUGCCCAGGGUCCUCCGCCCCCUUACUCACAGGGGAUCCAGUUGGAUGGAGCUCAAAACUUUGCUGCCCCUGAUCCUGCUGGCAAUUUUGGCUACAUGGGUGGGUUUGCGCAGUCUCCUAUGGCCUCUCCAGCCAACAUUGGCUCCAUGCUUCAGCAGCCCAUUGUACAGGAUAUGGCGAUGCAAUACGGCAACCAGUUGGCAGCUCAGGGUCGGGAAGUGGUGAAGAGGGAGCUGGACAAGUUUGUGCCAGUGUCGCGACUGCGGUACUACUUCGCGGUGGACACCAAAUACGUGCUGAGCAAAUUGCUGCUCAUCCUGUUCCCAUACAGACAUAAGGAGUGGAUGGUGAAGUACGACCAGGAGAACCCGGUGGCGCCGCGCUACGACGUCAACGCGCCAGAUCUGUACAUCCCUUCCAUGGGCUACGUCACCUAUGUGCUGCUGGCUGGGUUUAUGCUGGGUCUCCAGCACCGAUUCUCCCCAGAACAGAUCAGCAUACAAGCAUCGAGUGCACUGGCAUACAUCAUAUUCGAGAUGGUUCUCUAUCUUGUGACGCUAUAUAUCACAAACACCACCACAGCACUCAAGACCCUGGACCUGCUUGCGUUCUCGGGCUACAAGUACACUGUGAUGAUCUUCAGUCUGCUCGGGGCUCUGAUGCUGGGCCCCAUGGGCUACUACUGCUGCCUGGUGGUGUGCAGCUUUGGCCUGUCCUAUUUCCUGGUAAAAACCCUCCGACUGCAGCUCCUGUCAGGCUCAACACAGGCGCCCGAGCAGCCAAGCUACGGUGGUUACGCGACCAACUACGCGGCGCCCAACCCAUACGCAGAGAGCUGGACUAAGUCGUCCAACAGUGGGACCAAACGACGGGUGUACUUCCUACUAUUUGUGGCUAUCACACAGCCGCUGCUGUCGUGGUGGCUCACUUACCAUCUAGUGCCCUCUAGUGCUGCAUUGCCCGUGACGUCAGCUCGAUAGCAUUACGAACCCUAGAACAAAAGUGUGAAGUGAUGAGUGUUUUCAUGUUAUCCCUAAAUAUGGACAAACUUUGAUGAAAUCAAUGUGACACCCCAAUCCAUGCUUGAUAUUAUAAAU
Messenger RNA from Maniola jurtina (meadow brown), 1373 nucleotides. RefSeq names its product protein YIF1B (gene Yif1). Gene Ontology annotation, biological process: endoplasmic reticulum to Golgi vesicle-mediated transport. The transcript is spliced from 7 exons. Bases 144 to 1256 code for a protein of 370 amino acids. The record is from RefSeq and is a predicted model, not a curated record. Lineage: Eukaryota; Metazoa; Arthropoda; Insecta; Lepidoptera; Nymphalidae. Gene Ontology annotation, cellular component: COPII-coated ER to Golgi transport vesicle; endoplasmic reticulum-Golgi intermediate compartment; endoplasmic reticulum membrane.